Daktulosphaira vitifoliae (grape phylloxera) is the source of this 9600-nucleotide messenger RNA. Its product is annotated as voltage-dependent T-type calcium channel subunit alpha-1G-like. Gene Ontology annotation, molecular function: voltage-gated sodium channel activity; low voltage-gated calcium channel activity. Bases 1 to 5799 code for a protein of 1932 amino acids. The transcript is spliced from 31 exons. NCBI's taxonomy places the organism in Eukaryota, Metazoa, Arthropoda, Insecta, Hemiptera, Phylloxeridae. Gene Ontology annotation, cellular component: voltage-gated calcium channel complex; plasma membrane; voltage-gated sodium channel complex. The record is from RefSeq and is a predicted model, not a curated record. Gene Ontology annotation, biological process: calcium ion transmembrane transport; neuronal action potential; membrane depolarization during action potential.
AUGCGAAUACUUGUUAUGUUAUUAUUGGACACUCUACCCAUGUUGGGAAAUGUGUUGUUGUUAUGUUUCUUUGUUUUUUUUAUAUUUGGAAUUAUCGGUGUACAACUUUGGGAAGGCAUAUUACGACAACGAUGUUUCCUGAAACCAUUACCUAAUGUCACUUAUCCAAAAAUGUUGCCAGCCUAUUAUACGUUAAAUGACCAAGAAAAAGAUUUUAUAUGUUCGCAAAAUGAUGCUAAUGGUAUGCACUCAUGUUUUGAUUUGCCUCCCACUCGACACGACUUGCUUAUUUGUAAUGCCACAGCUAAUAUGGCACUGACUAAUGGAUCGUGUGUCAAUUGGAAUCAUUACUAUACAGAAUGCAAAUCACAGGGUGAGAAUCCAUUCCAGGGAACAAUAUCAUUUGAUAACAUUGGCCUGGCUUGGGUUGCAAUAUUUGUCGUUAUAAGUUUGGAAGGUUGGGUGGAUAUAAUGUAUUAUGUUCAAGACGCUCAUUCGUUUUGGGAUUGGAUAUACUUUGUACUGCUAAUCGUGAUCGGAUCAUUUUUCAUGAUAAACCUUUGUCUAGUAGUUAUAGCUACCCAGUUCUCUGAAACGAAAAAACGUGAAAUGGAAAGGAUGAAAAUGGAACGUGCUCGUUUUCAUUCUACAAGCACGUUGACCUCUUCGACGAAUAAUUCUGAGCCGUCAUCUUGUUACUCUCAAAUGGUCAAGUACGUGGCUCAUCUAUGGAGGAGGGGUAAGCGGAAACUGAUAAAAAAGUAUCGCGUGUGGAUGCUGCGACGACAGACCGAAAAAGAGGAAAAAAUGCAGCGAAAAAGUACCGCCGUUGCACUUUUAACGCUCAAUAAGAAUAAUAACGAUAAAUGUGAAACAAAUGAAAACAAACACGGUGGCAAACACAAUGAAGACGAAUCGUCGCAACCAAUGCUCCGUUUUGUGGACAACGCUCAAAUCGACUCGAGCCUUUUGAGUCCUGUGUCGACGUCCAGCAACGGCGGAAUCGUGUCAAGGAGGCGAAGCGUUGUAGUGGCUUUCAGCGACGAGUUAAUUACCAGAAGUACCCCUGGCGCGGUUGCCACCGGAGCACAUAACAUUUGUUCGAGUGAGAAAAUGACACAGACUGGCGACGGAAAUGUGUGGAGUAACAACACUGCAGCAGUUGCUUCGAGCAAUAAUGCUGCGACGGUUCCAGCCGAUCAGAACAUGACGUGCCAGGAACUUUUGGCAUUAAGCGGCGCCCUAUCGGCGGCACUGCCUACUGGUCAAUCUGCGCUAACAUCACUACUAAAAACACUGAACAAAACCGGUGGCGUCCCAGUGGCGUCCAUUAUGCAAACUGUUAACCAUAACAGUCGCGCAAGAACUCAAUCACUUAUGGACAGGCAAUCAGAAGGAGAAUUAAUGGUAGAAGAUGACCAUUUGCAAAGUAAAAACAAAGCUUGUCUGACGGAAGCAGUGGGUUGUCUACAGAUUUAUUGUCUUGUGGGUUGCUCGCUGUUAAGAGAAUGUAUAAAGCUUCUUGUCAACCACAGACGAUUUCAGCAGUGUAUUUUACUCGCCAUACUCAUUAAUACACUCAGUAUGGGCAUAGAAUACCAUAACCAGCCACAAGAAUUGACAGUUAUAGUCGAAUAUAGUAAUAUUGUGUUUUCGGCGAUAUUUGCCGCUGAAAUGCUACUGAAAAUAAUUGCUGAAGGCCCCUGUGGUUAUAUCAGUAAUGGUUUUAAUGUUUUUGACGGCAUCAUUGUCAUAUUAAGUAUUGUAGAGUUGACUCAAUCCUUUGAAAAUAACAGUGGCCAAAGAGAAGGAAAUUCUGGUCUCAGCGUUUUAAGAACAUUUAGGUUGCUGAGAAUCUUAAAACUAGUACGUUUUAUGCCAAAUUUACGUCGACAGCUGUUUGUCAUGCUCCGAACAAUGGACAAUGUAGCUGUAUUUUUUUCACUUCUCAUAUUAUUUAUAUUCAUAUUCAGUAUUCUGGGAAUGUAUCUUUUUGGUGGUAAGUUUUGCAUGUACGGGGAUGGAUCCCGUGAAUGCAACUGCAAAGAAAUUGUCACUAAACAUCCCUUGUGCGUCUGUGACCGAAAACAUUUUAAUAAUGUGCUGUGGGCAACAGUCACCGUCUUUCAAAUAUUAACACAAGAAGACUGGAAUAUAGUUUUAUUCAAUGGAAUGGAAAAAACUAGUCAUUGGGCUGCUUUAUAUUUUGUUACGCUCAUGACAUUUGGAAAUUAUGUUUUGUUUAACUUAUUAGUGGCCAUUCUAGUCGAAGGAUUUUCUUCAGAGCGUAACGAACGUCGAGAACGAGAAAGAAGAGAAUUGGAAAGGCAACAACAAUCAUCAUGGUGCAAAUGCACUUGUUCGUGUUUAGAAGAAAAAAAAGAUAACGAGUUAUGUGCUGAUUCUAAGACUGAAAAUCAAAAUAGAGAAAUAGUAAUAAAUAAAUGCAACAUACAUAAGAAUCAAGAUACACCCGCUGUAAUUGUGCCACCAAUUAUUACUCACACAGCAGCGACACCACAAGAUUCACCAAAUGCUACUUACGAGUCAAGAGAUUUUAGGCGGUUUCAAUCACUUACACCUUACUCUUUCUUACCGUUUGAUACUAAUGGUAGUGGAUUUUCUAUGGACUCAAUUGAUUGUUCAGCACGUUCAUCAUUGAAUAGUUUACAAAAUGUUUCAAAAUUUCCUAAAAUCAACAACAGGUCUACAUUCAUAUCUAGCCCUCAAAAAAUAACGGGAAAUCUAAGUUUUGAAACUAUACCUGAAGAUGUUUCUCGAGACGAAAGUGGUUCAAAACUUCAAAAGCGAUACUCUUGGAAAAUAUCAAGACCAUCACUCAGACUAAAAUCUAAAAGUAAUAACACUAAUAAUGAAAAUGAUGAGUUUGGUGUUUUAGUUUUAAACAACAACAGUAAUUUAGGAAAUGCAAACAAAAACUCUCAAGAUCAUUAUCAAUGUAAUGGCGAUGUUGCCAAAAGUCAAUCACUAAGCUUCCGCACGACCAAUAAUAUUCUGUCAGAGUAUAAUACAAUUGAAAAACCAACAAUGUCUCUACAGCAGAACGUUGUAAAUAACGUAUUGAGCAGUUGCCCUUAUGACUGCUGCCAACCUUGCAAUUCGGAAGCUUGUGUAAGAUCCGAUGAUAAAUCGUCUGAUCCGUGUUGCGAUUGUGAUACAGCUGACACCAAAGCCAAUUCUCGAAAGGUGUUUUACUUCUUUCAAGAAAAAGGAUGGCUCAAAGAUAAAGUGGAGUACUCAUUGUACAUUUUUCCACCUGAUCACCCUUUUAGAUUAUCCUGCGCAAAAUUUAUAAAACAAAAGUGGUUCGACAACGCUGUAUUAAUGUUUAUAGCAUUGAACUGUAUAACAUUAGCAAUGGAAAGACCAAAUAUUCCACCAGACAGUAACGAGAGGAUUUUUUUAGCCACAGCUAAUUAUAUAUUUACUGUAGUUUUUGCGCUAGAAAUGUUUGUAAAAGUCGUAGCUGCUGGAAUGUUCUACGGAAAAGAACCCUACUUUAAAUCGGGUUGGAACAUAAUGGAUGGCUUUUUGGUUGUUGUGUCAAUAAUAGAUUUACUUAUGUCAUUGAUCUCUGAAAGUAGUCCAAAAAUAUUUGGAAUUUUAAGGGUGUUUAGAUUAUUGAGAUCUCUACGUCCAUUAAGAGUCAUUAACAGGGCACCAGGCUUAAAAUUAGUUGUUCAAACAUUAUUAUCCUCACUAAGACCGAUUGGCAACAUUGUAUUAAUAUGUUGCACUUUUUUUAUCAUAUUUGGAAUUUUAGGUGUUCAACUUUUCAAAGGGACAUUUUAUCAUUGUGAAGGUCCAAACGUUAAACACGUACGUGACAAAACUGAAUGUUUAGCCGACAAAAAAAACGUUUGGAUCAAUCAAAAAUAUAAUUUCGAUGACCUCGGCAAGGCUCUAAUGGCACUGUUUGUUUUGUCAUCCAGAGAUGGAUGGGUAAACAUAAUGUACACUGGCUUGGAUGCAGUCGGUGUUGAUCAACAACCCAUCGAAAAUUACUCCGAAUGGCGUUUAUUGUAUUUCAUAUCCUUUAUACUUUUGGUUGGUUUUUUCGUUCUUAAUAUGUUUGUUGGAGUAGUUGUGGAAAAUUUUCAUCGAUGUCGUGAAGAGCAAGAGAAAGAAGAAAGAGUUCGUCGAUUGGCAAAACGAGCGAAACAAAUGGAAAAGAAAAGAAGAAAAAUGCACGAACCUCCAUACUACCGAGAUUAUAGUAGUGCUCGGUUAUUAGUUCACAGUGUUGUAACUUCAAAAUAUUUCGAUUUAGCCAUUGCUGCUGUUAUUGGUUUAAACGUGGUCACUAUGGCUUUAGAAUUCUACAUGAUGCCUAAAGCUCUGACAUAUGCAUUAAAAAUAUUCAAUUAUUUUUUUACUGCCGUGUUCAUAUUAGAAUGUGUAAUGAAAAUGUUAGCUCUCGGAAUGCAACUUUACGUAAAAGACAGAUGGAAUCUGUUAGACAUUGGUAUUGUCAUAUUAUCUAUAGUAGGAAUCACGUUGGAAGAAUUAGAAUCGAAAAUAAUACCAAUAAACCCUACUAUCAUUCGAGUGAUGAGAGUCAUGCGAAUAGCUAGAGUUUUGAAACUACUGAAAAUGGCGAAAGGGAUCAGAGCUCUAUUAGACACUGUAAUGCAAGCUUUGCCUCAAGUUGGAAAUUUAGGACUCUUGUUCUUCUUGUUGUUUUUCAUAUUUGCCGCUUUAGGCGUGGAGUUAUUUGGAAGAUUAGAAUGCAGUGAAGAGCACACUUGUCAGGGUUUAGGGGAGCACGCACACUUUGGAAAUUUUGGAAUGGCAUUCUUGACACUUUUCCGCGUUGCCACCGGGGACAAUUGGAGCGGUAUAAUGAAGGAUGCUCUUCGAGAAGAUUGUGAUGACUCUACUGACUGCGUAAAAAAUUGUUGCGUAGCCGCAGGAAUUGCACCUAUGUUCUUUGUUAUAUUUGUGUUGAUGGCUCAAUUUGUAUUGGUUAACGUAGUGGUUGCAGUAUUGAUGAAGCAUCUCGAGGAAUCACAUAAGCAGAUGGAAGAUGAAAUGGACAUGGAAGAUGAACUUGAAAGGGAAAUGGCAGCCGAGGAAGAAGAACAACUGGUGCAAAUGGCACUUGACCAAGAAUAUGGGAACCAAAAUCCUCUCUGUAAAGAGUUUUCACUACCCGCUGAUUUUACAUUCAAAAGCUUGCCUCCUUCGCCAUUAUAUCAAGGUUAUGGUAGAAGGUUUUCUUUCAAUUCUUGGAAUGGUAAACUAACAGAACAAACUACAAUGCGUUCCCAGAAAAGACGUCAAACUGUACAAGAAUCAAACAUUCUUAUGCCACCUACCCUAUUACCUUCAUUUAUGAUUCCUCAGUUCGAUGCGAGAAAUCGUCAGUUUUCUACUGUUCAAAAUGAAAAUAUUAGAAACGCUCAACAAAAAUCAUCACAUCAAAUUAACAUUUCUCAAAAACUGUCCGUCAAAGAGUCGCUAUCGACUCAGGAAGAACAAUUCUCAGAAUGGCCGACAAAGCAAGUCAAGUCAAUGUCGGAUUUAGAAUCUGGUGGUCCAGCGUCAAUCGGAUAUUGUACCAGGGAAACGAAAAGCAACUUGCUAACAGUACCGCAAAAUCCAGUGUUACUGGCGCCUCCCCCUCUAUCGCGUUCGUACGUGACCCUAACCAUACCCGAGGAGAGAUCCGAUGCACUGUUGCGGUCUAGGUUCCCUGGCAGGCGAUCUGAAGACGAUGCUAGCCCGGUCAAUACAUUGGACGUGCGGAUCGAAGCUAGUGUAAAAAGGAAAACUUAAAUAAUUACUUUGUGAUACGAACCGACCGAUAUUCUUGUCUCACCCAUAAGCAUAGGCGUGGUCCGACCCUAAUUUAAUGUGCCUCCACAAGUACAGCGAGUCUGUGGUAUAAAGCUGAGUUUUGCUAAGUACUCACCCCAUAUUCACUAACUUAUUCCUAAAACGAGUAGCUCAUUCGUGCGUAUCGAUUAGGUAAUUAUAAGGCUAAAUGCAAUGUAAUUAUACAACGAAACAAUAGUUUUUUUUAUGAGUCAAUUUCUAUGAUCCCUUGAUAGAUACGAAUUACUAAGGUUUACUAUGUAACAUAAAAAAACAACUACUUAUUGUUGUACAUGAAGUCGUUAUUAAAAAUUUGAUAUAAAUUCGAUAAGAAUACAUUUGCACAAGUAAAACUUACUGAAGCUCAAUCUAAGAUCAGUAAAAUACUUUUUAUACCAUUAAAAAUAGUGGUAUAAAAUGAAGACGCAAAACUUAUAAAAACGACAUAGGGAGUUAUUGAUGAGUUUUCGUUUGUCUCUAAGGAAAUCGCAAUGUUAAAAUAUAAACCCUCUUAUUGGUAACCAUUUGAUAAAUGUUAGGGAUGUUAUUAAUUUGGAAUUUUGUAUUAAACGACUUUUCCUUUUAGAAAUGCCAAUCGUUUUUCAUUAUGGAACCCAUUAUUUCUUGACGUAUAACCGAUGCAACAAAAGGUUAUUUUUGGUUUGUUUAUUUUGUAAUUUAUUCACUAAAAUAAUAAUAUAAUUUUUUUUCAAUUGAAUCAAAAUAAAUCUGUAAAAUAAUUUUUCAAGAUCUCAACAGUUCAAAAAUAUACUAAUUUCAAAAAUAAUAAGGAGGUGCUAUUACACAAUGUGUUCUUGUCAUUUUAGUAAAUAUGCAAUGUACGCUUUGUAUAAGAUUCUUUUAUAAAAAAAGAAGGUAUUUGUUGAACGUUCCCUAUUGUCACUUCAACAUAUAUUAUUACAGAAAACGUUUACCAUGGUAACGAUUGAAACGAUAAACAUAUUUUUAUAGCCCAUUUCAUAUCAGACGUCGAGAUAUUAUAUACUACGGUAAGCACGAUACGAACAUUAUUGACUUUAACGAGCUAGGCUUCCAAAAAUUGGUAUUUAACUAUUAUUAUUUAUUUUUUUGUUAGCACAGACCUUAUUUGAUUUAAAUAAAACUUUAAGUAAAUAAACUUGAAAUGUAUGCAAAACACAUGAAAGUUCAAUAAAAUAGUUGGUAGAAUAAAUAAUAAAUUUUAUUCCAAGUAAAUUAUUAUUUUUUUAUUUCCAUUUAAUUUCUCUCAUCGGAAAAUAUUGACAGUGGGAAAACAUUAUUGGCGUUUAUGAUGUAUACGAUUGCUCUAAUUGAUCGAUUGACAUAAAAAUUUUUUUAGCUACUAUUUUAUUUCAUUCAAAGUAUUAAUACUAGUAACCAGAAUAAAACAUGAUUGGAAAAUAAAUACUAAUCGACUUUAAUAAAAUAUGAGUUACCGUAAGAUCAAACUUCAAGUGUAAUGUUUAAAUUAAUUUAAUAAUGACCUCUUGUCAUUUUAUAAUUUAAAAUCAUGUUAUAUUGAUUAAGCAAUAUACUAUGCAAAAAAAAUUUAUUUUUUAUGAAAUGAAUAAUAUUUUAUAGAAAUUAAUCAACUUUUUUUUUUAUUAAGUGAUUAAAUUUAAUAGGGUGAAGUUGGGUAAAUGUAAAAGCAUUUUUUUAGGUAAAUGCACAAGUUUUUACUUUGAACUUGCAUUUAAUAUAUUAGCUGCACGUGUAAAGAUUAGAACUUUUUGAUCUAAAAUAAAAUCUGCCAAAUAAUCUAAGAGAAAAAAUGAGUUUAUAUUUACUCCAUUUUGCCUUAUUAAAAACUAUUGAGUAUAUUAUAAUAAAAAUAUUAUGUAGAGUUUAAGUUAAGUCAGUUUAUAGAAUAAAAUUUAAUUGAAUGACAAUUUUAUUAAAAGUUUUUUUCAAUACAAUUUUAAUAAAAGUUUCAUUUUUGUAAAUUAUGACAGUUUAUAACUGUAUGAAUUAAAUACAUUUUUUGGUCAAUAUAUAAAAUUCUAAAUGGAUUUUAUUUAACCCUAUGCCAAAUUUGUUGUAAUGAAUUUUGUAUAAGUGCCUAGUUUUUAAACUUGAUAUUAGAUUCUUACUUUAUAAAGUUAUGAUAUUUUAUAGCUAGAAUAUCAUUUCUCUUAAAACUUAUAUUUUCUACUUCUGUUUAUACUUACUAUAUAAUGAAAAUAGCGUUAAUUACAAAGUUACUCUAGAACAUCGUUCUGAUUUCACGAUAAUCAUAUGAAUUAAGAUCAUUAUAAAUUAAAAAUUAAAAAUUAUUUAUACGUACAUUAUAUGAUAUUCGACGAUGUUUCAUGGGUUUACAUAUAAUAAAAUCAUUUAUUCUAAAAAAAAAAAUCUUGUAAAUUAAGCUAUUUUUAAGUUUCAAAGAUUAAAUAAUUAUAUAAUAUGUUUCAAAAUAUCUUCAGUUACUAUUUAAUUUCCAGUAGAACAUUUAAGGCGUUGAUACGGGAAAAAAGUUCAAAAAAAUUAAUUUUUCGUUUUUUGUAGAAAACAUAGUAAGUUAAAAUCCUAAUGACUCUGUGAAAAAUAAAAAAAAGUUAUGCAUAUUAAAAGAAUAACAAGGAAAACAAAAAGACGCUUCCCGUAAGUUCACAUGGUAUGGAAAAUAGAUUUUACUCUUUUCUAAAAAAAUUUAGUUUUGUGACUUAGUAUAUUUUUCAUGUUAUCAGUGCCAUAAAAAAAUGGUCUAACCGAAUAACAUAAAAAUAAGUUGAUAAAUCAUCAUAACUAUGAAGUAGAAAUAACACUACUUAUUAAUCUAAAUUUAUGUGUAUUGUUUAUUAUAUAACAACUAAGUUAUAAUAAUUCUUAAGAAAAAUUAUUUCAAAUUACAGAAUCAAAAAUUAUUGUUUAAAGAAAUUGAUAAUUGUUUUAUAUUUUUCAUGUUAUUUCAAUUUUUUGAAAAAUUUUAUUUGGACACGUUUUUAUCUUUAAUUUUAACACCAUUAAUGUAAUUUUUUUUUUUAUAGUUUUUGAAAAUUUAUUGAAUAAAUAUUUUACGUUGUUUCAAUGGCUUGAAAAUAAUUUUUUAAGUAAAUAUUGUGAAAUUAAUUCGAACUUUUCAUUUUAUAAAUUUUAUAUAAUUUAUUGUGUCGAACUUCUAAUCAAGAAACUUGAACGUAUUUUAAAUUUAAUAGUUUUGCGACCAGUUUACCGAUAACUAAGUAAAGUUAUAUUAUUCGAAAUAAUUUUGUUUUACUAACUACUUUAAAUCUUAUUGUAUUGAUGCCUAUUCAAUUAUGAUACAUAAUCAAGUAAUAUUGUUAUAUUGUUGUAUCUAUCUGUGAUAAAGUUUUAUAGUUUAGAUAUCUGCCGCCUUAAUAGUUUGUAAUAACUUUAGAAUUAAUUAUCAAUUUUAUAUUGAGCUUCAUCUUCUUUUUUUAGAAAAUCGUUCGAGUAUUUAUACAUUUUUUUAAAUGUAUAAUUGCAUUCAUUUAUAUCUAGAUUAUAGAAUUUUAGUGAUUCUCUAUAAGACUGCCUAUUUUCUAAGUCUGACGGCAAACGUUCAAAAACAAAAUCGUUUCUUUAAUGCGCUUAAGUAGUCAAAUUUGUCGUUACUAAUGUAAUGUUAUUGUUACAAUCACUUAUUGAAGUUAAUAUUUGAUUUUCUAUUUGUAAAUAAAUAGAAUACAUCAUAUCUCUUUGUUGCUACCUAUUUAGUGAAUUAAAGUAAUGAAUUAUGUAUACAUUCAUUAAUUUAUAUUAAUAUACAUAAUUAAUACUAUUGUUGUAUUAACUACUUAA